Molecule: messenger RNA, 1215 nt
Organism: Symbiodinium sp. CCMP2592
Lineage: Eukaryota; Dinophyceae; Suessiales; Symbiodiniaceae
Source: the annotation of a GenBank genome assembly
AUGGCAGGUUUUCGUUGGUUGUCGUUGGCCCUUUGUGGAGCUAUCGCGACUUCCAGCAAUUUCAGCUGCCGCUGGGGUCCGACGGAAUCAGAGGCGGAAUGUGAACCGCAAUCUCUCCUCCAGUCCCGGACACAGGACUCGCAGGGCCGCAAACUUCUUUCCCCGCGCCGGUGCUCUGUUGGUGCUUCGGUGCCCUGCCCACAGGGCGGCACUGCGUGUGCAGGAAACCAAUGCUGCCCUGAUGGUACCAUCUGCCCUUCUGCAGACACCAACUUUGACGGAUGCCCGAAGCCUGAAAAAUUGCAAGACUGCGUGUCCGACACUAACUCCGGCCCCAGGAAGGAAGGCAACACAACGGCCACGAAGGUCGAAACCACAUCUAGCAAUUCGGCCGUGACUCUCGAGUGCUCAGGCGACACAUUCAUCGACUGCUGGACGUUCUUCGACUAUCCGGACCCCACUCACGGCGACGUCGUGUAUGUAUCUGAAAGUGAAGCUCUUGCCUCUGGCUUGUACUCCGUGCAAAAUGGCACUGUGUACCUCAAGAGCCAGGUGGGACAGAACCAGGCCGCGAAAAGCAUUCGGCUGCAGUCCAAGACAGUUUACCAGGCGGGUCAUGUCUGGCUGAUCGAUAUCCAGCACAUGCCAACGGGUCAGGGAACAUGGCCCGCUUGGUGGUCUGCGGGGCCCGACUGGCCCUACAAUGGGGAGAUUGAUACAGUUGAGGCCGUGAAUAUAGAGAACGUCGUGCAAUCCACACUCCACACCAGCGCCGGAUGCUUCAUGUAUAUUGACGGGAUCAGUACUCCUGAUUGCGUUUCCGGGCAAGGCCAAAGCGGAUGUGGAGUGAAUGGGCCUGAGAACAGUGCCGGGCCAGGGUUCAAUGCCAAUGGGGGUGGAGUUUAUGCCACUCAGUGGACCAACGAAGCCAUCUACAUGUGGUUCUUCCCUCGUGGCCAGAUCCCCGCAGAUUUAGAUCAAGGCAACACAUAUUCGUGGGGCCCGCCUUACGUGACCUUCCCCUUCUACAACUGCCCCUCUUGGCACUUCAACGAUCAGACACUCGUGAUCAAUCUUGCCUUUUGUGGUGACUGGGCUGGUUCGGUGUUUCCAGGUGGGAACGAAGCUUGCAUCGAGUAUGUCCGGAAUCCAGCAAAUAUCGAGGCACUCUCGGAUGCAUACUGGGCGAUUAAUUAUGUGAAGGUACUAUUCUGA